UAGGAUAUACAGUAGAGGUUAAUAUAAGAACAAAUAUCUUGUUUUGAAUUUGACCAUAUUAUCGUAGUUUUAAGCACAUUCUCGGAGACCUAUAGGGGUAACUGAAAUGUACGAAAUAAGGCACGAAGUUCAUUAGAGUGAUGGGUGACGAAUCAAGUGUGGGUAAAAGCCCCCGAAAUAAGAAACGUGCAGCAAAUGAUGAUGGCAAUGAGUUGCAUCGUAUGGUCCGCAGAUUGCAUAAAAAGAUCGACAAAUUAACUGAAAAGGUAGAUUCUAUCCAGAAGCAAUGUAUUGUAAUUCAACCCAGUGAUGUGAGAAAUCAUUCUUCUGAAAAGAAAGGAUUAGCUGACCAAUGUCCUGUUUGCGGUAACCAUCAAGAUAUUUUAAAAGUUGGGAUUCAACAAGUCCUGAAGACAGUACGGAACGUAACUGUCGAUAGAGAUACUGAAGAAAAUGACGUAGAAACAAGUGAGGAUAGCAGCAGCGACGAUGAUGACAACGAGGAAGAGGAGGAGGUGGAGGAAGGGUAUGACGAUGAUGGAGAUUUUGAGACACCAGCUAGUAAGAGGGAGGUCUCUAUAAUGAGGGUUGAUGUCGCGGACAACGGACACAUUAAUUUACAUUCAACACCUUCGAAGGAAUUGGCAGAUAGUCACAGUAAUAUUCAAGAGAGUAAUACGCAGUCUGAGGGUUUGCCUCUCGGUAUAAACACUGCGGACGUCGGAGCUAAAUCAGGAAAGGGAAAACCUUUCGAAAAGGAAGACAUAACUCGACACAAGGAAGACGGUACAGCGACCCCCACACCACGAAAACUAGAUGCAAGUACGGCAGAAACAUCAACGACUAAUGAGAGCGAAAGAAGUGUCACAGAAGGACACACUACAAAUAACAGGACAAAACCAACAGCCUUGAACUUCACUAUUGUCUCAUCCUCCAGAACAGAUGCGCCUGAUGCAACAGAAAGUUCAUCAGAUAAGAGACCUAUGCCAUAUAAGUUUUUACGUAAACUAACAACCACAUUUGAAGAGGAUAAUCGACACGGAUACAAUUACAGAUAUGUUCUCUCAGAUAAGCAAGACAAAGGGAAAACAUAUGGGAUUGCAAGCUCAAGUAAACCAAAUGUCUCGCCCAAAAGCCAGCCUCCAACAGCAUCUCCCCUGAGGAAGUACCACGGCUCUGUUGACAACAGACUCAGUCAAGACACACGCGAAGUUCCUAAUCAUGGAUCAAUAUCAUUUUCGAAUAGAGAUUUAGUCUUAAACGGUCCGAGAAAAAUCGAGAAGCCUUUCGACGAGCCGUCCAAGCCAUUCGAAUCAGAUACUAACGAUGGAAUGGUUACUGAUGCUUUUCUGUCUUCAUUGCUACAAACGUGUGCUGAAUCAGCUGAAUGUUGCGGUGAUGUGAAGUCACAGGGCACAGAUACUGCAAUUUGCCUAGACUUGUCCGGAAGCAUGGAGGGUGAACCUUUGCAAGAGGCAAAGGAUGCGAUCUUGCGGCUAUUAGAUGGAAUUGAAAAGAACUCUAUCGAACACGAGCUGGAAGAAAAUGUUUCCUUGGUAACAUUCGGCAAGAAGAAUGCCGUACUACAACAUUUGACAAACAACUACGAUUUGAUCCGCAAUCAGCUCGACAACCUUACCACUGGUGAAACAUCGCCGUUGUGGCUGGGAUUGGCACUGUGUCUUACGGAGCUGACCAAGCGAGGUGGGAAUCUAAGACUUAACCACGUGACCGUUCGCCCAAGGAUAAUCGUAAUAUCUGACGGGUUUGUGACUGAAAAACAAAAGUUGUAUGGGAAGGAUGUCAUGAACUCAAAUGAUAUGGCGAACCGAGAAAUCCAAGAAUUGCAUGACCUUCUUGUUUCGAAAUGGGACGUUCUUCAUGGAAUCGACUGCUUGCUCGUGAAUCCAAGUUCUUGUCAGGACAUUUUGGCGAAGGUCUCAAAUAACAGAGUAUUUAACGUUGAACACGUGGAUUAUUUAGUAGAACACUUCCGAGUGCAGAUGGCACUGGACACAUAUAUAGAAAAUAUAAAAGCCGGUAGACAAAGUCACGAUCAGGCGAAAGAAGAACUACAGAAUACUGAUUUUCAUCCUUUAUCCAAGGUAGAGAUGUCAACAAAUAUUGACAACUUUAAGCCUAAAGAGCAAGAGAAGGCGCACACGUUAAGGGAACACGAACGCUCUAAGACACAGACGGAACAAGCGUCCGUUGAUGAUGUUAAAACGCAGGAACACAUGAAAACCACGAAAGAAAAACAAUCGGAUGGAAAUUUUACCGAGAAAAACCGUAUGGGCUCUCAAAGUGUGAAAACCGAAGGCACGGAAGUUCACAACAAUCACGAAAUGCUUAAUUCGGCGAGAGACCUUACGCGCAAUGUUGCUGAAGGCAGCCAAACACAUGAACAUCAAGCCAAGGCGUCUGAUGAUUCAAAAACCGAAAAUGGCGCCAAAUCGCGUUCAACGCGAUCUAAAGUUUUAAAACUCCGCGAAGAACCAAUUCAAGAAGAAAACAUUCCACUGAAUCAUGCCGGAUCCGAGGAAACAGAAGUUGACAAAGCAUCGGUCGAAGAUGAAAUCGACGAAGUGGCUGAACUCGACUUUGCGACGCCUGUGAAAGCGAAUCCGAAUUGGGAGGAGGCUCGUAAACGUCUUAACCAGAUUGGCAAAGUGAUUGGAAAACGGCAGAAUGGAUAUCUGCCCAUUAUCUGGGAGAAUGGCGACGAAGAAAAGUGUCGGUAUGGAGUCUCUGGUCAGUACGACGUUAAACCUACAGAGGAGAAGUAUGUCGACCAUUCCAUAAUGAAAAUCGGAGCGGUGGUUGAACGAGGCCCCGACUGGAAGUGGAAGGACCAGGAUGGAGGGCCGGGCAAUCCCGGAGUAGUCACUAAAAUUGAUGGCAGCGUCGUUUAUGUCCUAUGGAUUCACGGUGUACGGGGAAAUUACAGCUACGGUUACAGAAAUAAGUAUCACGUAAAACUUGUCGAAAAAGUGAAAGGUUCGUAUUUCUGCUUUAUUUCGCAAGGGCAAAGUAAUGUAUCAAAUUUUAGUUAUGUCCAUCAUAACAACAAAUUAUGAAUAAUAAUGAUAAUAACAAUAAUAAUACUUUGUAUUAUAAUGAUAAUAAAAAUAAACAAAAAAACAUUAGGAUACUAUAAUAAUGUUCGUUAUAUUUUUGUUUGUAAAAUUAAACUUGAUUUGACGAGUGUAUAUAACAAAUUAGCUUCUCUCUGUGGAAAGCGGGUUUAAUGCACGUGCAGUCCUCACAGGCUAAUCAGGGACGAUACUUUCCGCAUUUAUGAUAUCUUUCGUUUUAUGAAAGUCUCCUCUUAGCAAAAAUCCAGUUACGACGGAAAGUGUAGUCCCUGAUUAGCCUGUGCGGACUGCAAAGGCUAAUCUUGGACGACACUUGACGUACAUACACAACCCCCCUUUCACAGAGAACGGCUCAAAUAGAAGAAAUACAUGCAUAAUUAUUUUUCGUAUAAAGAGCCAACGGCGACCUGGCAGGUGUGUGACCCCCAGGGCAUCUGGCGUCCGUUUCCGUCUGACCUCUCUUUGUCCACCGAAGAAAUGUUCGAAAAGGCACCGGGGAAAGUGAUGUUGGUCAAAAUCCAAGGAAAAUCAUGCAAAAUAAAUUUGAAGGAGAUGACAAUGACCGACUUGCAGACGCAAAAUGUGCACCAGAUCCGUAGAUUGGAUCCAGGGUCGAAAUAGGGGAACUAGUCUGUGUGUGACCAUGAUUGUAAACAUGUAAAUUAGUUUGCAGAUGAUAUAAAAAUAACUGGAACAAACAAGAGGCCUUUAUGACCCUUUAUUACCACAAACUUAGUAGGUGACGUGCAUUAUGCAGGUAUUGUGUAACGUAUUGCUAUGUAAGUGAAAAAUAUCCUAGCAAGUCCAUGUGCUCUCUUUUAUGUUAUUGUAAUCGCAUCCGUCGUGUACGAAUGCUAUACUCGUGGAGAUGUAAGACAGUAUCAGAAUGUGUUAUAACAUGUGUUUAUCCCUGUUUGUUUUGCAUGUAAAAUGACUUUUAUAAUAAUUGUUAAAGAUAUAUGUUUUAUAUUGCACUUGUCUUUUCUUUAAACAGUUUUGUUUAAAAACAAAUCUAUUUUGUGCUCUGAAAAUAAGCAUUUAUUUCUGUGUGUAAAAGGAAGAAAUAUUAUGUAAACUAAAACAACAUUAACAAUAACCUUUGAUGUUCUUAUUACCAAUCGAUUGUGUUUUGUUUGUUUUAUUUUUAGAUUGUUUAGACCGAAUUAAUUUUGCAUGUAAAAUGACUUUUAUCAUAAUUGUUAAAGAUAUAUGUUUUCUAGUGCACCUGUCUUUUCUUGAAACAGUUUUGUAUAAAAACAAGUGUCUGGCUUUUUGUAAAAAUACUUAAACUGUGCAUAAAAGUAAGAAAUGUUAUGUAAACUGAAAAAAACAACAACAAACUUUGAUAUCCUAUCACCAAUCGAUUGUGUUUUUUUUGUUUUAUUUGAAGUUUAUUUAGACCGCAAUAAGUAACAGUUUUGAUAUUGAAUGAAACACAUAUUUACAUAAAAAUAUGUGCAAGUAGCAUCCUAAAUAAAUAUUAAUAAUAAAAAUAUAAUUCGAACAAUGAAAAUACCAGCCCAAUCGAAAGAUAUCAACUAUACAUCUAUUGUGAUACAAAAAGUAUAUGUUUAUUCAUAACAUAAAAUAAAUAAAGAUGUCUAAAACGUAUUAAUUGAUAAUGUAUAUAAUGAAUAUUAAUUGUAUAAGACAUUGAUGAUAACAUUUAAAAAAAUAUUAAUUAUUAUAAACGCCUUUUAGACACAGAAUAUUCUUGUGAAUGCAUUUUCUUAUGUAUGUACAUAUAGAUAUAUUUGAAUGCUUAAUGCUUUUCACUGGAAUUCAUCGCACACACACGAUACAUUCUUCAAACACUGAUAAUUAAACGUGGACUUCUUGUUGGGAAAAUGUAUCAUUUAUGCUGCUGAAUAGACACAUUACGUGUAUGACUUGAAUGAGACUGCAAAAAGGCAUAAACAAAUAUAAAAUAUUAAACUGACUUUAUUUGUGUUUAUUAAAGCUGACUGUGAAUUAUAUAUAAAAUUAAACAUGUUGAAAUAUG
Dreissena polymorpha is the source of this 5097-nucleotide messenger RNA. RefSeq lists its product as uncharacterized. The transcript is spliced from 20 exons. Gene Ontology annotation, biological process: protein ubiquitination. Bases 141 to 3077 code for a protein of 978 amino acids. NCBI's taxonomy places the organism in Eukaryota, Metazoa, Mollusca, Bivalvia, Myida, Dreissenidae. Gene Ontology annotation, molecular function: metal ion binding; ubiquitin-protein transferase activity. The record is from RefSeq and is a predicted model, not a curated record.